Molecule: messenger RNA, 2751 nt
Organism: Penicillium roqueforti
Lineage: Eukaryota; Fungi; Ascomycota; Eurotiomycetes; Eurotiales; Aspergillaceae
Product: putative MFS monosaccharide transporter
Exons: 4
Coding region: 1-2751 (916 amino acids)
Biological process (GO): transmembrane transport
Molecular function (GO): transmembrane transporter activity
Source: RefSeq, a predicted model, not a curated record
AUGGAGGGUCGUCAACAAGCCACGCUGGGUGUUUCGAUCACCCUUUUCUCCAUCGCCAGUCUAUUUGUCGCCCUUCGCUUCAUUUCGCGUAUAUUUGUGGUCAGAAAGAUUGGGUUACACGACUGGUUGAUGUUGGUCGCAUGGUUCAUCGAUUUUGGCUUUUCCUUCUCGCUAUUCUACGCCGUUCGGAAGGGUCUUGGCCUCCAUUCGAGUGACAUUAAGCCUGAAGAUGAACUCGCUUUUAAUACGGCUAAUUAUGCAUUUACGGUCCUCUAUAAUCCUGCGCUAAUGGCGGUCAAGACGUCGAUCCUCGUCUUCUUCCUGACCUUGACACGCAAUCAAAAAGUAUUCCGAUGUGCAAACUAUGUCACUCUAUUUGUAGUGAACGCAGCGGGCUUUGCUUUAACAUUGGUCAAUGUUUUUCAAUGUCGUCCUCUCAGCGCAGUAUUCCUUUCUGACAUCCCGGCCCAUGCGAGUUGCACCGAUAUUGUCACCCUGUACCUUUCCUCGUCCCCGGUGAAUAUUAUUACGGAUCUCGCGAUCCUGUUGCUUCCGAUGCCGCUUUUGACAACAAUGCGCCUACCUUACAAGCAAAAGAUUAUUUUGGUGGUCACUUUCUCCUUUGGUUUCUUUGUGGCCGUGGUCGAUGUGGUUCGAAUUGCCUUUCUCCAACAGGCUGCCAUUUCUCGUUCGCUGGAAGUCAAGUCAAUUCAUAUCCAAAACAUCGGGGGGGUUGAUUUCAGUUGGUACGCGUCGCUAUCUUUCAUGUGGUCUGUCGUCGAAGUCAACAUCUCGAUAAUCUGCGGUUGUGUCCCGAGUCUCAAACCUCUGGUCACUCGUCUUGUUCCGAAAUUGAUUAGAGACACUGGUGACGAGACAUCAACUGCUUCGCCUCAUGGACUCUCUGCAGGCCCAACAGGAGAAAGUCAGGUUGCAGUGCCACCCCCGGCUGCAGUCUCGGGUUCGCCAGAAUUUCAAUUGCCAUUGCCAUUUCCAUCGAAUAACAACGGGGAUAAGGGUCUACGGAACCAAGUUGGUGGUGUCUCCACUGGGCGACCUAGCUCCCGGGACUCGGAGCCUAUGGGUAUAAUGGAUUUCCUAGGUAUCCCAGAAACAGGGGCCCUCGAUACAGAGGGAGGCACCAACACGAGCGCAUCUUAUGCACCGGAUAUCACAUUCUUCGAUUUUGUCAACAUGAAGAAUCCGGAAAGUAUGCUAAAGCUGAACAACAGAGAGUCGAUUACGCCAAUUGCAUUGACCACACUACUAUUCUUCCUUUGGGGUUUCGCAUACGGCUUGCUUGAUAUUCUGAAUUCUCAAUUCGAGACUAUCGUCAAUUUAGGUCCUUGGCAUUCCUUGGGUCUUCAUGGCGCGUACUUCGGCGGAUACGUGGUUGGCCCUCUAUUGGUUGGCCGACCGGUCUUGAAAAUAUGGGGCUUCAAGUCCACGUUCAUCACUGGACUUUGCAUCUAUGCCUGUGGAACCCUCAUAUUUUGGCCUUCCGCUGUUCUGACGUCGACACCUGCGUUCAUUUUGUCAAACUUCAUUGUCGGGUUUGGGCUAGCAGUUUUGGAGACUGCGGCAAACCCGUUCAUUGCGCUAUGCGGACCACUCGAGAAUUCCGAGAUCAGACUCAACAUUUCGCAGGGUGUGCAAGCUAUUGGAAGCGUAUUAUCGCCGCUCCUAGCGAAACGUGUUCUCUUCAAGAAUGUUCAGGAUGUCGCAUCCUUGGUUGACGUACAAUGGGCAUAUCUUGGCAUUGCUCUGUUCGAUGUGCUGUUGGCAGUGGCGUUCUAUUAUCUACCAAUCCCCGAAGCGUCAGAUGAAGAUUUGGAAGAACUAGCAAAUCGACGCCGAGAAGACAAUAUGACCAAAGUCAUCGGUAUUCCGGUCGUUUGGCUGACCCUCGGCCUGGGAGUCUGGUCUCAAUUCUUCUACGUGGCUGGACAAGAAGUCGUUGCGACAGCUCUCCAACGUUUUGUUCUUGCCGCUCGUCCAGAUUCAUCACUCAAACCAUUCGAUUUCCUGACUAUUGGACACAGCAUUUUCGCCGUGGGCCGCUUCUUCGCCGCGUUUGCGCAAUGGUUCCUCAAACCACGAUGGAUUCUUAUGGUCAGCUACAUCGGCAUGAUCGUCUGCUCAAUUCUUUGCAUGAAAACAAGCGGCACGGGGGCAAUCGUCAUGGUAAUGCUAGUCUACCUAUUCGAGAGCGGUGCAUUCAGCAUUAUCUUUGCCAUUUCCCUCCGCGGCACAGCCCAGCAUACGAAAACAGCCGCAGUCUUCAUGACAGCGGCAAUUGGCGGCGGCACCUUUUUCCCGUUUGCCGAGUACGCGGCAUACCUCGCACACGGCGGGUCAUACUCCUUCUGCGUUAUAGUCGCGCUCUUCUGCGCCGGUGCCAUCUUCCCCAUCUACCUCAACCUCGUACCCGCCGUGAAAAAGCAAGUCGACCCGGUUCCGAACGAGUAUCUCCGCCGACAUCGCCGCCGACCUCGGACCUCGAUCGAGACCGUGCAUCGCGAAAAGAGCAAUCCUUCUCUUGGUGGUGUUCUUUCCCAUCCGCGCAGUCUGGCAUCGAAUCCAGAUCACCUACCGGAUCUUCUGCUUCCGGAGGAGAUGCACGAAAACUCGCUUGCUCGCGAUUUUUCAGGGGCUAAAUCUAGUUUUAGCUCUACCUCGCGUGCCAAGUCGAAUUCCUCUCGCAAUUCUGGUUCAAAGAAAAAGUUCUCUACCAGAAUUGAUGAUUUAUGA